Messenger RNA from Salvia miltiorrhiza (redroot sage), 1440 nucleotides. Its product is annotated as MYB-like transcription factor 4. The transcript is spliced from 2 exons. NCBI's taxonomy places the organism in Eukaryota, Viridiplantae, Streptophyta, Magnoliopsida, Lamiales, Lamiaceae. The record is from RefSeq and is a predicted model, not a curated record. The coding region runs from base 419 to 1135 and encodes 238 amino acids.
AGAAAGAAAUCGGAGUAUAGUAUAUGAUGAUGAUGAUGCUAAUAAUCAUCAAGAGAUAUAUGCUACCAGCCACUCUCUCAAACCUGUCUCACCAACUCACAUCUAGAAGAAAUUACCCCCUCCCCCCCCACCCCAACCCCACAUAUAGAGUCAAAACCCUGUAUCUAUAUGUGUGUAAGAGUGUGUGUCUCUAUAUAUACACACACACACAACUCCCCAUCAAGUCCAUGAAGGGGCUGCUGCUGAUCUUCAAGAUUCAAGAAUCACCAAAACCUACACUCCCUUUCCCACCAUCAAACUCCACCCAAAUCCAUCUCAUCUUCCAAAAACAAUCCUAAAAAAUAAAACACACAACAAUAUCAUUCUUUCUUCUCCCUUUCCCUCAAAUAAUUUUAAAAUAAAAAAUAAAAAAUAAAAAAUGGGACGAUCUCCCUGCUGUGAGAAAGCUCACACUAACAAAGGCGCAUGGACUAAGGAGGAGGACGACCGGCUGAUCGCCUACAUCCGCGCCCACGGGGAGGGCUGCUGGCGCUCCCUCCCCAAGGCCGCCGGCCUCCUCCGCUGCGGCAAGAGCUGCCGCCUCCGCUGGAUCAACUACCUCCGCCCCGACCUCAAGCGCGGCAACUUCACCGAGGACGAAGACGAGCUCAUCAUCAAACUCCACAGCCUCUUAGGCAACAAGUGGUCGCUUAUAGCGGGAAGAUUGCCGGGAAGGACAGACAACGAGAUCAAGAACUAUUGGAACACGCAUAUACGGCGGAAGCUUCUGAGCCGCGGCAUCGACCCGGCAACUCACCGGGCGGUGAACGAGCCGCCGGAGGCGAAGACGAUCUCGUUCUCGCCUAAGGAGGAAGCGGUGAUGAGAGAGAGGGAGUGCAGCCCGCCGCCGGUGAAGAGAGAGAAGUGCCCGGAUUUGAAUCUUGAGCUCAGAAUCAGCCCGCCGUAUCAGCAGAAUAUUCAGACUGAGAGUGGUACGUUGUGCUUCGCGUGUAGUACCAUGGGGAUUCACAAGACCAAAGAUUGCAGCUGCGGCACUGAUAAUAAUAAUAAUAUUAAUAUUAAUAUUAAUGGCAGCAGCAGUUAUAAUUCUGGGUAUGAUUUUCUGGGCUUGAAAGGCUGGAGUUUUAGAUUAUAGGAGUUUGGAGAUGAAAUGACGUGGCACAAAUUUUUUCGUUUUUUUUUUUUUUUUGGAAAGGUACGUGGCACAAAUAUUUGAUCUGGGAUAAAUUUAGUGUUUUUUUUUUUGGGAUGUGUAAGAAUUAAGAUUAAUUCAUGAAAUAUAGUAGAAAUUAAUUUUGAUGAGAGAGAGAGAGGUGGUGUUAAUUGGUAUAUUAGUUGGGAUUAUUCUUCUCUGAAAUUUCUCUUCAAUAUUGUACAAGUCAUAUUUUUAUCACAUGAUUAACAUUAAUAUAGUAGAGUAUGACAAAUUAUUUAUUCAAA